Silurus meridionalis is the source of this 5232-nucleotide messenger RNA. It is a transcript of the gene kif20bb, whose product is annotated as kinesin family member 20Bb. The record is from RefSeq and is a predicted model, not a curated record. Gene Ontology annotation, cellular component: nucleus; spindle microtubule. NCBI's taxonomy places the organism in Eukaryota, Metazoa, Chordata, Actinopteri, Siluriformes, Siluridae. Gene Ontology annotation, molecular function: ATP binding; microtubule binding; plus-end-directed microtubule motor activity. The transcript has 29 exons. The coding region runs from base 230 to 4840 and encodes 1536 amino acids. Gene Ontology annotation, biological process: mitotic spindle assembly; microtubule-based movement.
CGGCGGUGACAAGGGACUUUUUUUUGUUAGGUUCAGUACGAACGGUUGAAUAGGGAGAUCGGACAUUGUAAUAAACAGGGACACGGAAAUAAGGGUUAGAUCGGAUGUAUAUCGUAUAUAAAAAAUUUUAUUUUGUUUACGAGGUCGCUUCAGAAAAGGUAUGAUUAAAGCUAUUGUGUAGCUUCCGUUAGUGCUAACAUACAGUAAAGCAGCUGCAGUUACAGGAAAUAUGGAGUCCUGCUUGAAUUACAAACCCGAAAGAGUGGGCUCGGUAACUGUUGAAGACCUGAGAAAAGACCUUUUCUCUGAAUUCUCCAAAAUACCUGCAUCUCAGGAUCCUGUAUUCGUGGAGAAGGAACACUUGCAGGUCUACUUACGGAUACGUCCUUUGACCUCCAGCGAAAGUGAAUUUAAUGAAUCACAGGAUUGUGUUUCAGUCGAGCCCCCAGACACUGUGGUUUUAAAAGCCCCGAGAUUAUCACUGACAGCUAGACAGAGUGAAAAACUGGGACCCCAACUUGCACAGCGAUUCCAGUUUUCAAAGGUGUUUGGGCCGGAAACGACACAAAGGCAAAUAUUUGAUGGAACAACAAAAGCUCUUGUAAAGAACGUCCUGGGGGGAGAAAAUUCUUUAAUCUUCACAUACGGUGUAACCAAUGCUGGGAAGACGUUCACGUUUUUGGGUCCUGAGAGUGAUGGAGGAAUUCUGCCCAGGUCACUGAAUGUGAUCUUUAACAGCAUUGUGGGGCGAGUUUAUGAACAGAACAACAUUAAACCCCACCGUUGCGUCGACUACACCAGAUUGACCAGAGACCAGCAGGAAGAAGAUGCCAAGAUCAAGAAAAACCUUUUACGAAGAUUUAAAGAGAGUGAUUUGCAAAAAAGCUCCUCCAGCAUUUCAAAUUCAGCUUGCAGCACCUUGCUUGAGGGUUCAAGUUUUGGUGAGUUGGAUGAAGACAGUCUUUGUUUGGAGGAAGAUUCCAAUGUAAAAUUCUCAGUGUGGGUUUCCUUCUGCGAGAUCUACAACGAGAACAUUCACGACCUGCUCGACUUUAUCUCAAAUACGUCCCACAGGAGGAGCGUACUGCGACUGUGUCAGGAUGUCAAAGGCAACUCAUUUGUCAAAGAUCUGACAUGGGUUCAGGUAAACAGUGCAGAUGAAGCUUACAAAGUUCUAAAGAUCGGAAGGAAAAACCAGAGCUUCUCAUCUACAAAGCUCAAUAGUGUUUCAAGCAGAAGCCAUAGUAUCUUCUCCAUCCGAAUUCUGAGAAUUGAAGAUAUGAGUGUGCCUCGAGUCCAGACGAUAAGCGAGUUGUCUCUGUGUGAUCUGGCCGGAUCAGAACGAUGUGCAAAAACCCAAAACAGAGGAGACCGCUUAAAAGAAGCCGGGAACAUUAACACAUCGUUGUUAACUUUAGGAAAAUGCAUGAAUGCCUUGAGACUGAGUCAGACCCAGUCAAAGUUCCAGCAGCAUAUCCCCUUUAGAGAAAGCAAACUCACUCACUACCUGCAGGGCUUCUUCUGCGGGCGCGGAAAAGCCUGCAUGAUCGUUAACAUCAACCAGUGUGCUUCAAUGUACGAUGAAACGCUGAACGUCCUCAAGUUCUCAGCUUUGGCUCAGAAGGUUGUAGUCUUGAACCCCAAACCAGUCUUAAGUGUAGUGCCCAAGAAAUCUGCCAGGGAAGUCUCCAUGAUGAUCAACAAUGUGGACAAGAGAGAGUGGACCAGGAGAAGCACCUUGAUUGGGUGGGAGACAAGCCUGGAGGAUGUGCUAGAGGAUGAGGAUGAUGAAGAAAUGGAUGUAGAUGAGGAGGAAGAAGAGGAAAGUGCUGAGGAGAGCAUGGCGGAAAAAACUGUGCUAGAAGCUGCAGAAGAUGAACAGCUGGGUGAGCUACAGCAGAAGAUUAAAGAGCUUAAAGAAGAACUCGCCAAGGAGCAAUCUGAAAAACUGGCCAUAGAAUCUCGAAUCCGGGAAGAGGUUACCACAGAGUUCAUGGAGCUGUUUUCCAAUAUGGAAAAGGAUUACAACGAACGUCUUCAGAGAGAGAAGGAAAUAGCUGAAGAAAGAGCUGAGAGGAGAUUAGAAAUACUUAAGAAUUUAGUCAACAAAAACGACACAGAGACGGCAACCACGACUUCUGCUGAGGAGGGAAAUAAGGAGGCUAAAACGGUAUUCUUGGCUGGAAUGAUUGAAGAGAUGCAGAAUGACCUGGUUAACAUAAGGAGAGAUGCUGAGGCAGCGCAGUCUUGUCUGGAGAGUAGGGGGCAUUCUCCCGGAGACGUCAGCACGCUAAAGACACAGCUAGAGGAGAUGGCAGAAGAGCUUCUUAAAAACCGCCAGCUCCUGGAUAAUAAAACUAAGGAAAUGAAAGAAGUGCAGGUUUGUUUACAGAAUUCUAAUGACCAGCUGCUGGAAGUUAAAAAGGAUUAUGAAAAUCAAAAGCUGAGGAAUCAGCAACUUAUGGAAAUGUGUGAAGAAAAAGAUGAAAUGAUCUCCAAGCUUCAGACUGCUUUGGAUCAAAACAUUGAAGCUGCUGAUGAAGAUAGAGCCUACAUCAACACUAUUAAAGAGGAAAUCUUAAACUAUAGAAAUAACUGCAAGUGUAUGCUCAAUGAUGGUGAAGAGAAGAGCAAAGACCAGAAAAUUCAACAUCUUGCAGAAACUCUCAAAGAGAAAAAUGACUUGUUGGCCGAGCUCGAGCGUGAACGGCAUUCUCUUGAUGAAAAUUUGAAGAAGCUCACCGAAGAUCUAGAAAAACAAGCUCAUGAAUGUGAAUCUGCUUUCUCUUUACUUGAUUUAGAAAAAGCGUCUACGACUAAACUGAAAAUUGAGAGCAAAGCACUUGCCCGUGAGCUCAGUGAUUUCCAGCAAGCAGCCACUGACAUGAAGUCCAGGCUCAUAGCCAUGGAAGCCGAAUUAAGUGUUAAGACCAUGGAGGCAGCCAAGCUUUCUGAGGAGCUCCAAAAAGCUAAAGCUCUUCUCCAAAAGUAUGAAAACGAGGCAACUGAGCAAUCCCAGAUGAUCAAAUCCCUGAAGCUGGAGAAUGAGAACUUGCACCAGAAACUCAAUUCCAAAGAGCUUUUAGAAGAACAAACAAACAAGUGUGCCUUCCAGGAAACCAUCACAGCUCUCCGUAGAGAAUGCGAGACCAUGAUGACCGCCUCUCAGGAGAAAAGCAGGAGGAUCACAGCCCUGGAGGAGGAAGUCAGUCAGGUGAAAAAGGAAAUGAGCCAGCAGCAGACUCUGUGCAAUCAGCUUGAGCAAGAGCUAGGUGCUCAGAGAAAGGAGCAUGAACAUCUGCUCGGUAGCUAUGAAGCAGAGAGGCUGAUUGUGGAGCAGAUGCCGAGACGUCAUUCUGAACUGGAGACAGAGCUGCAUGGGGUUAGACAGCAGUUGGGUGUCCUGGAGAAGCAACAGCAGGCCUUUAAACACCACUCUGAGAGAGUUAAAGAGCUAGAGAAGAAGCUGGAAGAGAAAGAGGCUAAUUGUGCAGAUCUGGAGCAGAGACUUCAUCUGACUCAGAACAAACUGGACCAGGCGGAGGAGAGCGGUAGAUGUCUGGAGAGCGCUCUUAAAAAAAGGAGAAAGGAUGUGGAGAGUAGCCUUGUUCAAAAGAAUGCAGAGCUGGAGAAUAAAACUCAGGAACUAUUGCAAUCGAGAAAACAGGUAAAUGAAGCACUGGAGACAAUUAAGACGUUAAAUCUUGAUCUGGAACAGAAAGAGAAACGUAUCGCUGAUCUGCUUUCUCAGCUGAAAGAAAGCAAUGCUGAAACUGAGCAGCUGCAAAAACAGGUUGUGUCUUUGUCUGAAGAAGUCAGAACACUGCAACAGAAGCUGUGCGAUUUGGAGAAAGACAAGGAUCGAGCUCUGAACGCCGUCGCCAAGAAAGCGAAGAUUAUCGAACAACUGAAGACUGAACAAGCCAACAAAGCUGACUAUGAUACUCAAGAGCUUCUGGCCAAGGAAAAGCUCAUUGAAGAAAUGCGCCUCACCCUGUCAGACGAAAAGCGGUCACGCACAGAACAAGAGCAACUUCUGGAAGCCAGACUCAAUGAGAUUAAAUCGCUAAGUGGAGAACUUGUGAAGCUGAAAGAGAGCUGUCAAAGAAACAGUGGGAGUCAAGGCGUAUCUGAUCCUUCACACCAGGAGAAGCAACAAACUGAAAAAACGUCCAAGGUUUUGAUACAGCCUUCAGUGCACGAGUCCUCAGUGCUCUCCACCGAGAGCGAAAAAGAAAAACGCUUUCCCAAACCCGAGCUGGAGAUCAGCUUCACCCCUCUCAAACCUGACCGCUUGAACGUCCGCAGGCCUGGAGAUGAGGAGUCAGUCACAGUCAAAAUCAAGCGCACGGCCAGGAAGAGGAAGAGUACUGAGAUUGAGAACUUGUUGGAGUCAGAGAACAGGAAGAACAUGCGGCUGAGAGGAAAUCACAGGACUAAUAUACAUUGUGUUGAGUCCCCCACAGUGCUCCCUAAAAAGGCCAAUCAAUCGAAGCCAAAUGAUUCUCCCAUUAGUCUGAAAGGCAGGAAGGACGGAACUCUGCAGAAGAUUGGCGACUUCAUCCAAAGUUCUCCGACCCUCCUGGGGAGUAAAGCUAAAAAGAUCAUGGCAAAGGUUGCUUUAAAAUCUCCAGCGCCAGAAAACACAGAGACAAGCAACAAACCCAAGAGACCGAAGCGCAAGCUGUUUAAGACGCAGAUCUCAUCCCCUCUGGACAUUCCAUCACAUCCGAACAUCAUAAUCAAUCAAGACAACAAAGAAAGCGAUCAUCUCAUUAUUAAAAGAAAACUUAGAACAAGAACUGCGAAAAUAGUUCACCCACAAGCAGAUUUCUGGUAGGGUAACCUUUAUUUGCAUGUGGUGAACUUCUGCUGGAUGUUUUAGUAAAGAGGGAGCUCUGAUCUAUAAUAUUUUGUGCAUAUUUCUGUAAAUAUGUGAUUUUAAUUUUUUUAUUUUUGUGUGUAUGUACAGUAUAUGCUUCAUAGAUGGUCGAUCUUGAAUACUGCACUGUUCUACAGUACAAAAAUGUUUUCUAUUUUUCUUUACAUCGUUUUUUUUUAAUGAAGUUAAAUAAGUUGUUUACAAUAGUAAACAAAUUGUAUUGUAUUUCAAAAUGUCAUCAUCGGCUCAGGUGCUCUUGUGGGAUUUGGAUUGUGGUCUUUUGUGGUUAGUUCUGUAAUAGACUCUGAUCAGGCCAAAACAAAACCAUUAAAGCAGUCUCAUGAAAAUGA